UGAAAACGGUGGAACUAGGUUGUUGUACAACAUAUAUAUAUCAGUAACAUUCACGCGGCAUUUUGAGUUGUUGUUCUGGUUACUGUGUUGUUGAUUGCCAAAGUCAUGCUAUCAUCGUGGGUGCUCAAAGAGACUAAUGCCAAACCUGAGGAUUUGGCAAACAUCGCCAGAUUGGCAGAGCAAGCAGAGCGCUAUGACGAUAUGGCAGCUGCUAUGAAGCUUUAUACUGAGAAGAAGGAGCGGUUGGAAAAUGAGGAACGUAAUUUACUAUCUGUGGCGUACAAAAAUGUUGUUGGAGCCAGACGAUCUGCAUGGAGGGUGAUUUCAGCAAGCGAAGCCAAAGCAGCCAGCCACCCUAGACGUAAGCAAAUUGCCGAGGAGUGUCGAAUUAAAAUGGAAGAGGAGCUGAACGAGAUAUGCAAGGAGGUUUUGACAUUAAUAGAGAAGUAUUUAAUGCCAAAUGCGGAUAGUGAUGAAAGCAAGGUAUUCUACAAAAAGAUGGAAGGUGAUUAUUACCGUUACCUUGCUGAAGUCAAGCCUGUUGAUAAACGAGAAGUUGAGGUUACUAAGUCCCUAAAUGCUUAUAAAAUGGCCACUGAAAUAGCCAACGAGAAGCUUCCUACUACUCACCCUAUUCGCCUCGGUUUGGCUCUCAACUUUUCAGUCUUCUACUAUGAGAUAAUGAAUAGCUGUGACAAAGCUUGUACUCUUGCACGCGAAGCUUUUGAUGCGGCGAUUGCAGAACUAGAUCAGCUGCAAGAUGAAUCGUACAAAGAUAGCACACUUAUAAUGCAACUGCUGAGAGAUAACUUAACGGUAAGGAGUGUCUCUAUUUACAAAUCUAAUAUUUUAAUUAGUUAUGGGCCACUGAUGCUCAAUGUGCAGACGAAGUGGAGGCCGGUGACAGCUGAAUUUCGCCAUGUAUAAAUCACACUAGCCGUCAUAUUAUACAAGAUCUUUAUUUGACACCUUGAUUGAACUUCUGUUAUUUUAUUUUGGAAGUAGCGCGAUUCUUUGAAGUACCUGACGAGUGAUAGGUGUGAUCUGUGUUAAGUUAUCGAGUUUCUUUAACGACUGUUGUUUGGAUUGGCUUGCUAACCGUCUGUUUCCUUUGAAGUGAAAGGACAAGGGAACGGGAGAUACUUUUUUUUCAGUGUUAUUCAUGUCGUUGGAUUUUCUCUGCAUAAAGGAGAAGUUUCUGUUGGAUUACUAGUUCUGCGGUGUGUGUCCACUUAAUUGAAGAAAGACAUGAACUACAUGCCUAGCGUAUUGCCAAUUGACAUUGUGUGGCUAACGUUGAAACUAGCCUGUGAUGUCAGGUGUCUGCUUCACGAUGAGUAUGUGCAAGUCAAUGGCGGUCUCAUUGUGCGCAACAUGGAUCAAACCUAAUAGGAAUAGACCAUGGUGGUGCGUUUCAUAAAAUGUAGGAGGGCUAUAUUCUUAUCACCCAACAUUUAUGGACUGUGAGGUCUUUAGUUUCAUGAUAGCACAUCCGAAGGCUUCUUCGCAUUCACGUUGUACUGGGUAGGUUGUCUUAGACUAAUUCCAACGUAUUAAAUUGUAGAAGAGUGCACUGGUUACAUAUUCGACAGCAGCUUGUGAAUGGGGAAAAUUGCAUUGAUGUUUGGGUAGGAAUGUUUAGUAGGAGUUGGGAAGCGGAUAGCUGAUGGUGGGAAUGUGCAGCGUUUCUUAGACCACAGAUUUGAUGGAUUUGCGAGGCUGGAUUUUAUCAUCAUUGGUUGGUGCCUGAAUCCACCGUUUGACUUUUGAGACGUUGCUGGGUUUUGGAAUGCAUGUUGGUUGAUGUCGAAUUGAGGUUUUUAGUACAUUUGUCUGUUUACCCGAUUUCACUUUAUUGUUUAUCUGUGGCUUAGUGUUCCUUACUAUGUACAUUAGCGAAGUUAGUGCAGGAUACUGUGCAAAGGAGGUGGUGGGUUAGUAGAUAAGGUUUUGAACUGUUGUCUACUGGGGUAGUUCGAACAGACAAAAUCGACGUAGAACGUCGCACUGAAAUGCAUCUGUUCACGUUGUAACAAUUCACUGUAGCAUAUAGAGAAAAAGUGAUAUCAAAGUUGUGAGAGAGCACGGAGGUUAGUAGAUGUAUUCAAGGUGUAGAAGGCGUUAAAGAGCGAAUGCAUGUACACUAUUGUGACUGAUUCUCAAGCAUGUGUCACCAAGGGUCCUUAUUGUCUCGGGAUCCUCAACCAAGUUGUCUGCAUCUACAAGACGGUUGAGAUCUGUAGUUAAAGUCUGGAUGAACUGGACACCGUGAACUCUUCCAACCUAAUCUAACUGGUAAGACGUAUUGAGUAGGCGGUGACUGAGCAUGCGGAGUAGGAUUAUUGGACAUUCUGAGCCACUGUAUAUCUUGGUGUAUGUCGUGUUAGCUGAGAUUUUAUUGUGCUGGAGGAAUUGUAUGAGUGAUUUAAUAGGGACAGUCGAUGGAGUCUGUGAGUUAUUGUGGGAAGUGUAGACUAUCAGCUGGGUGUUCUAGGUUGAGACUGUGCAGAAAGGUUAGCAGCCCAUCUUCAGAGGUUUUGACAUCUUGAAUUCCUUCCAUGCUCUCGUGUAUUUGAACAUGGUGUUUUCUUUACAGUUGUCCUCUGCAUGAUGGUGUAUUGUGGCAAUGUGGGCUAGUGCGUUUGUUUCCCAGACCCUACUCUGUUUGUUCUGUCUGCGUGUUCGUAAGUCCGGUUGGAUGUAGCUGGGUUGGAAAUUAUGUAGACAUAUUAAGCGCUUUUUUUUGGCUACUAGCUUACGAGGUGACAGUCUAGUUGUAGUCAUAGUUUCAGCAGUAAGCAAUUUAGUAUCAAGUGAUAGGAUGUUUGACCAGGGAGUAUUCGAUGACUGAGUCCCAAUCAUCUUAGUAUUGUGGUUUGGACGUUGGGUGUGUUGAGGGGGUGUGAAUUUCAUAGGGUCUUAUGCUGUCCAUUCACCAUCGACAACAUUCUGGAGACAACCCAGCGUGGUGGUAAUGUAAACCUGUUUGCAAGUGGAGGACUGAAUUCUUAAGCAUGUGGAGGUUAUGGUUUUUCUGUGCAGCAACAUGUUGGUUACUCAUGUUGCAAUCAAUCAGUGGUGAUCAGCCUCUGUGUGGUGAUUACUUCACGCCAUCGAGGGAUAAGGUGGUUCUACAAAAUUAGCAGAAGUACAUGCUUGCAGUCAUCCUUGGUGGUAAGUUACUGGGAGUUAUCGAGAAGCUUGUAAGUCAGGAUAGUUAUGUGAGUAUUGGUGGUGUCACUUGUGAUAUAUCUACCUCUAAUUUGACUUUUCUUAGCUGGGGUUGUGCGACUAUUACGCGUUUUCUCCGCAGGGUUGCUCCCUUCUUGUUUAGACAGCAUUAAAUUAAUUGAUACUAAGACUAGGCGGCGUGUGGACUAUGAUGGCUUAGAUGAGUCACCAGUUGUUAUUGGUGGUCCGGAAGCACAGGACCUGUGUCCGAGCACACCUAUAAUACAGGCCAGUUUUCGUGGUAUCAAAAAUGCGGUACAUGACCAGCCUGUAGCAGAUAACCCAUGGGCUUUGCGUGAAGAGAUUGGCUUUCACGGGAAGUGUCAACUGUGUCAGCGCUCGUUCUCCCAGACUACUAUGUACCUCUCUCAUGUUUACCUUCUUAUUUUCCAUCAAGUCUCUCGGUUAACAAUCCUACAUCAUCUGCAGUUCCUUUUUGCUCUGCUGGUUUCGACGAUGAUCUUCGUGCACAGAACAGCGUCACUGGUCUCGUCAAACCACGUUCUAAACUACACAUUGGAACCUUCAGUGUGCGCACCCUUCAGGAAAUUGGCCAACAAGCUUCACUAGCUGAAAGAGCACUUUGGUCCUGUAUGCGUGUUUCACGAACACAGCACACAGGACCCAAGUAGUGUUAUUCACUUAACCUCUCUGGGCUGAUAUGGCGAAUCUGCGUAAUUGGCCUUUCGAGUUUCUGUAGGUUCGAUGGCCUGCUCUCGUGGUCUUGUAGGUGUAGGGGAUAGCGUUAGGUCAGAAAGCUGACUAGUUAACCGGAUCCCAGUUGACGGUUGCCUAUGUGCUGUCCGGCUGGAUGGCACAGUGAAGAUUAUAAGGAACAAUAAGACUGGCCGUUGUCUCUUUGUAAUCUUUGCUCACGCACCCACUGACUACAGUUCAGAUGAAGUGAAGCCUGAGUUCUACCGGUAACUGUCUAGCCUCCUUCUGAAAGGCAAGUGUUGAUAUGUGGUUGUUGUUGCAGGGGAUUUCAAGACCAACACGUGUGCUGCUCGACAAUGUGAGCACUGAGACGGCUUUCAGUGAGAAACUGGCCAGGCAGUUAUCGGAUCAGGACACUCACUCAUCGAGAAGAAGCUAGGUGCCAUCUCCAGUCUGGUGUAAAGAUAGUAUUGAAGAUCGUAGCCGACUAUGAAAGAGUGGUUAAAAAGAGCCAGUGUAUAUCAGAAGCUUCUGAAUUAAUGGAUGCAGGCUUUGAGUGGAAUGAGGAGUGAACGUAACUCAAAUGUAGACUGCAAUAGGUCUACGAAAUGACUGCGAAGAAUUCCGAGGAGCGAAGGUUAAAGAGAUGAGAAAGGCAGCGGCCAUAGGUAACAGUAGACAAUUAUUUGUACUGUUUAAGGAAACUUGGGCGCACAGGUGAAUGGUUAAUGAGACUAUAGAGAAGAAAAAUGGGUUUGGGAUUCACUGAAGAGAGACGACUGGAGUGAUGGGUGGAACACUUCGAGGAGGAGUUAAACUAGCCUGCAGGUACUACUUCGUUGCCCACUAUCCAGUUUGUUCGUGAGUUGAAUAUUGAGAUAGGCUCCCAACACUUGCAGAUGUCGAGAAAGCGGUAGGCAACUUGGAACGAGUAAGGGCUGCAGGUCCAGACAGACCAGUUCCUGAGUUAUGUAAGGAUGGUGGUAGAGUGGUUUCAGUCAAGUUAACUAGUGUACGGUGGUCAAACAUGAUCCCCUCUGACUGGUCUCAAUUACUGAUUGUCGCAGUCUUCAAGAAGGGCGAGAAGUUAUCUUGUGAUAACCACAGAGGAAUCAGCCUGCCUGAUGAACAUGGUGUCUAAGAUUAUAGGUUCUGUGAUCAUUAGAUGCGUGGCCCGAGUAGAACUUACGCCAGUUUCUUACUGGAAGGAGUACCGAGUAAGUAGAUCACCCUGUUGAAGGUUUUAUAGUGGAACACCGUGGGCGUGUUAGAGCCUAUGGUGAGAUAUCGAGUGGUGUCCACUGUCACCAUUCUUAUUCAGUUUUAUCAUAGAUGUUCUUAUGGAGGACUGCCUCUUGUCAUCUGACGAUACAGGGAUUGAUCUGAUGGCAGGAGAAUUUUUGGUGGACCUACAAAGCGUAGAUGACAUAGUCGUGUUAGGUGAAGAUGCCGACAGGAUGCAGAGUCUUCCCGACACCUUGAGUAGGGAUUUGAGAAUGUUUGGGAUGCGUUUCUCGCCGUCCGAGUGCAAAUUGUUGCUCCAAAACUGGUCUUCAUCAAUAUCGCGUCUAACAAUAGAGAGCUCAAGGCGGCCAAACUAAAACAUGGGAUCAAUGCAUGAAGUCCUUGACUAUUCGUUUCAGUCAUACAGUGCGUUGCAGACUAACCGGUUGGGGAUCGUGGGACAAGAGUAACCAGCGGUUGGAGACUGUAUGUGGUAUGGCUGAGAGCCGAUGUCAAUGGCGCAGAUGCAUACAAACAUUAUCCUCAUCUUAAUCGACGUACUUGAUCUCAUUAUCUCAUUCUUACCUAUUUUUUACUACUGUUGACUGGUUUUACUGCCUUGUUACUUGACGUUGACGUGCUGAUAUGAGAUGUGGCAACUUGGACCGUUACGCAGUAAUUCCUGGUCCUAUGUUGUUCUUGAUGAUGGUGAUGAUAGAGGAUGUGAUGGAGUUCGUCAUUCAUUGAAUAUAGUCAUCUUGAAACGUGGGUUUCGGUGGUUCGGAGAUGUUAUGCAAGCCCUCCUAGUAGUUAUUACAGCACUGGGAAUAGUGGAGAGGUGGGCAGUGGAUAAGGUAGCACCGUGAGGUGAACGAUAAUUGUGGUUGGUUUGCAAGAUCCUCAUGACUCCAUCAAUGGGUUCUGAGGGAUCAUGCGACUCAGUGGGUUGAGGCAAUAGCAGACUUGGCUCGGAAUCGAG
Heterobilharzia americana is the source of this 6091-nucleotide messenger RNA. The record is from the annotation of a GenBank genome assembly. Lineage: Eukaryota; Metazoa; Platyhelminthes; Trematoda; Strigeidida; Schistosomatidae.